Messenger RNA from Poecilia reticulata (guppy), 2774 nucleotides. Its product is annotated as OX-2 membrane glycoprotein. The record is from RefSeq and is a predicted model, not a curated record. Gene Ontology annotation, molecular function: cell-cell adhesion mediator activity. Gene Ontology annotation, biological process: negative regulation of neuroinflammatory response; heterotypic cell-cell adhesion. Lineage: Eukaryota; Metazoa; Chordata; Actinopteri; Cyprinodontiformes; Poeciliidae. Gene Ontology annotation, cellular component: axon; cell surface; neuronal cell body.
CCUGCGGUUAGAGUAUCAGUCCGAGGGGAGCGCAGCAGCAAAACACUUGGAGGAGCAGAAAAUAUCGCAUGCCGAUGCUGGAUUAUAAGGAUGCAGGAGAUGAUGCAGAGGUAGACCGUCUUAARCUGUUGGCUUUUCACAUUUGUAACAAGAGGCAUAAGUGAGAACGAUGAUGAUCCCUGUCACAUGUAGAAUAGGUCUGCAGGUGUCUUUUCUCCUCCUCUUAAUUGGACAAACACAUGGUAGAGUGACGGCGCCAGCACGUUUGAAGGCACCAGUGGACAAACCCUUUACACUGACCUGCACGCUGUCAAAGGACCGUGGUGAAACUUUGAGGGAGGUCCGUUGGCUGGACGACAAGAAUCAGACCCUGCUGAGCUACCAGCCAGGUAACAGAGACAGCGUGAGUGGACAGCAGCAUGUGGAGCUCGCCACCUCACCAAAGGACUCCUCAGCGAUCACCAUUCGCAGGGUGGGCUUCCGUGAUGAAGGCUGCUACACCUGCAUCUUUGAGCUCACUCCUUCAGGUUCGAAACAAGGACAGACGUGUCUCACUGUUGACGCCGAAGUCACAUCUGAGAGAAACAAAACAGCAGUGAGCGGCAAGAAGGCGUCCCUGUCAUGCUCCUUUGGUUUGCCCGAAAAGGUGCAGCAGAUACUAUGGAAACUCACGCCUGCUCAGGGCGAAUCAAAAGAGGUGGCCUCUUUUGCGAAGCGGAGCGACCCCAUGAUCGAGCCGGCUUACCAGGGGAGAGUCUGGCUCUCUGCUUCUCUGUCAGACAGUCAGCUUACGAUCCAGCCUGUCGCCAUCCAGGAUGAGGGCUGCUACACCUGCUUCUACGAGACGCACAACGAGGGGACAAAGAGCUCUGUGGUCUGUCUCUCUACCUACGUUCUUCCAAAACCUCAGGUGAGCUACAAGACCACGUCUCCAGGCGUGAUCGAAGCCAACUGCACGUCUGUAUCUCGGCCUCCUGCGGAGAUUGUGUGGAAUGUGGAGACAGACAACCGCACCAUUGGCCCCCCUGUGAGCGUGCAUCUGCGCCAGGAUGACGGGACCACGCUAGUCAUCAGCACACUGACCGUCCAAUCAGGGCUGCUUAAAGACGUGUCUGUCAAAUGCUUGGUGCAUCACAAAGGGCUCGAGACACCCAUCGCUGUAUCCAUGAACACUAAGAUUGGCACGGCUCUCACCAUCCUGAUCUCGGUCACCACGGUCGCAGCUCUGCUGGUGAUGUCCUUGUGCUUCUGCCUUUGGAAGUGUUUUUUGCGUAAAGAAGAUAAUUAAUCUUAGACACAAGAGCUGAAAAGAGGAUCUUCUCAGGACCGUCCUGAUGRGAACGUCWCCCUGCCGUGUCCUCGUCUCUCAUCAUCGUCACCAUAUCUGUUACUAUAUGGUUGGAAAGGGAAGAUGCUCUCAAAUUCCUUAAGGGCUGUCCAGCACAAUCCUAUUCAUCAUCACCMUCUGGGCGACACUCAGCUUUACUCUGACUCUUCCAUAGUCGUCUUUUUUUUCUAUUUUUGUUCAUCUCAGCUCUGCAACUGAUUGAGUCGAUGGCUACACAUUCCAGAACAGCGGAGUCUCUGUGCGGCUGAGUUGAGUUAUUCUGCAGAACAUUACAUGACCUCGGAAAACCUUUCUGCGGUUGUCUGUUUUUUUUUUUCAUGAACCUCAGAGAUGUGUCUUAAUAUUUUCUAUUUUUCUUACUUGCUAAAAUGUAAUACAAACUCAAAAAAAAAACAAAUUUGAACUUGAAUGAAGUUUUAACAUUACAAAUACUGCAAAUCUUGUCUUUGAAGUAUAAGAUUGACAGCUCAUCAUUUUGAGAGCUUGGAAGGGUUUAUAAACAAAUUUAAGAAAUUAAAAUUCUUAUGGUGAACURUAAUCUGUCUUCCAAAAGUAUUCAUGCCAUCUUGAACAGAAGAAAACCAAAUUWUUUUCCUACUUGCAGUAAACUACAUGUGACAGAAAAGUAACGCUGCUUAUUCCCCACAAUGAAUCCUGGAGGUAGAAACAUCGUGUUUUGGAAGGUUUGCUAGAGAUUGAGUGGGGCAAAGAUUUCAGAGCUUGUGCUGUUUUUGCAUGGAAAAAAUGGGCAAACGCUUCAAUGUUUGCAACAUGACAAAAUGAUAAAAAGUUCAAAGGUCAUGAAUACUUUCAUAAGGCACUGCAUACCAAAUGUUUUUCACAGCAUUUUUUUCUUUUUCUUUUUUUUUUUUUUUUUAUUAUAAGGUGCGUAUGUUUUUUGUUAAAUGUUAAAUUCUCCGGUCAGAUGGCUGGAAUCAAUUUCAAAAGCCUUUUAGUUGCCCCUGAAGGAAUGCGUGUCCUGCUGCUCACUGUGCAGUCGGGCACUUUCUCUCUCAAUGCCCUAAAAAAAUGACUUGAGCACUUCAGGCUAAACAGCUCAAAGGAUCUCUCUGUUCUUUAAAAAUCCCUCUCACUCUGGACCAAACACACAGAAACAUCAAAGCAUAAAAGAAAAUGCAUUGAUGCUUCUAGUUGAUCUUUUUUUUUUGUUUGUUUUUGCAUUAUUAACUGGCUUUUUAUUAUGACUUGAAGCAGUAUAGCUACUGAAGCGAAUGAUCUGCAUUUUUUUCUUGUUUAUUGACGGAUGUAAGACAUGGAAGUCAUCAGAAUUACGUUAGGAAUAACGUUCCUUCCCGCUGAAGGCUUUCAAUCACACAAAGAUACUGUAUUUCAGCGAAGACACAUUAUGAAAACCACCAUAUGUAAAAUAACUGUAAAAGAAUAAAUAAAUGACUGAAAAAAGUAA